Messenger RNA from Halteromyces radiatus, 1271 nucleotides. RefSeq lists its product as uncharacterized. Lineage: Eukaryota; Fungi; Mucoromycota; Mucoromycetes; Mucorales; Cunninghamellaceae. Bases 453 to 1130 code for a protein of 225 amino acids. The transcript has 5 exons. The record is from RefSeq and is a predicted model, not a curated record.
AAAAUACAUUUUUUUUAUGUGGGCAAAAUUUAAAGGGAAAUGUCGGAAAGAUAUGGCACGUCAUAUUUUUCUUCGAUAUGAUUGGCUGAGGCCUGACAUAUGAAAAUUAUUUGCUUGGCGUUAAUUGGUGAAUUGCCAAUCGAGCGACAGAAGAAUAAGAACUGCCCUUCACAUCCUUUCAUUUGAUACAAUGCAGCCGUUCCUUGGACAAAAAGGUAAUCCGUUAUGUACAGACGAACAAAAGAAAGCUUAUCACACUAUGGAGCUGAUAUUGUUUCAUAUACAAUAGAACUUCAAGAUUAUAUCGCAGUAUCCGGUCGUCCCCGCUUCAACAAUUUUCUCCACAUUUGUAUCAGUAUUUGGUCUGCGGAAACAACCGCCAGGUCCCCAAAGCCGUAUACAAUUUGUGGAAAACAAGAUUCCAGAAUGAAAUUAAUCAAAAACCGCCAAAUAUGAAAGAAAAUUCAGCUACACAGUUGAAAUACAGUAGUGCUACAUGGGUCGCUCUUUCCGAAAGAGUCGACAAACUGAAACGGGCAAAAAGGACAUAUGUAACUGAAGGGUUAGUUGCCUUGGAGGCGUGCGCUUCUUCUUCUGCUGGACAUCUGGUGGCGACAAUUCAAACAAGUCAACGCGAUCAUGGUCUUUCUGCUGACUUUGAAACUGAUAAUGAUGCUGGGCACGAUGAUGGUGAUGAAAAUGAUGAUUUGGUUCAUGAUGAUGCCUUACGAAUUGACGAUGAAAAGCCUUUGGAUGAGGUCCUAUUUAGAUUAGGAAGUAAAAAGAUCAAACAAAAAGGCUUACUGACGGAAGAAGAUAUCGGAAUCAUCAACAACUAUGAAUCGCCAAGCAACGAAUCGAUGAAAGGGGUCGUACAACGUAUGGUGAUUGAUUUACUCAAGAAAGAUUGUCUGUCUAUUCGCGAUCAGACGAUGUUGAAGGAAUUAUUAUCAAAUGUCAUCAACCUUAUUGAUCCUAGAACAGUGGAAGCCUUCAAAUCAAGAAUGACAACUCAACAGUUCGCAUCCAUUGCAGAGCCAAAUAGUGAACAACCUAACGGUGUCGUAUCUAGACUGAUAUUAUUGUGUAACUUUAAGAUCUCAGCUUCUUGUCAUUUAAGAUUGGAUUAGAAUAGUUUUUUCUCUUUUUUUCUCUCUCAUUCAAUUCUUAUUGAAAUAAAAUCUACCAACAGUCUCAUCGUAUUUUCGAUUUGUCUUUUAUUAUUAUUUUUAUAUUUUUUAAUCCAAUCACUACUUUACUAUUGCCACGUG